UUGCCAACCGAAGAGAUAUAAGACGACUCCGCGCUGACUCCACGUUCAUGGACAUUGUAGUAGAGAGCACUCACAACAGCAUCGGCAUUGACUUUGACCAUGAAGAUAAACUUCUGUUCUGGACAGAUGGUGCCGAAGAUACCAUCAAGAAAGCCACUAUCAAGGAUAGCAAGGACACACUCACUAUAGAUUCACCUACAAAUAUUGUCAAGGAGCACGAGGAAGUAUUCUCGUCAGAAGGGGUUGCAGCAGACUGGCUCUUUAAGCGUAUCUACUGGACAGAGUUCAAGUCUGAUAGAAUCAUGGUGGUUGACUACGAUGGGAAAAACAAACACAUUGUGAUUCAGGACAACUUGAGUGAUCCCAGAGCCAUUGCUGUUGAUCCAGAAUAUGGAAACAUGUACUGGACCGAUUGGAGCACUAAUGCCAGGAUUGAGAUGUGUGGCAUGAAUGGUGUGUGUCCUGACCGCGCUAGCACUGCCCUCACCAAGGUUGAAAACCACCAGAUGGGCUGGCCAAACGGAAUAACUAUUGAUUACGUGAGCAGGAAGGUCUACUGGAUUGAUUCCAAGCUCCACAAGAUCGGUGUGGCCGACAUGAACCUGAAGAACGCUAGGUUUAUGUUUGAAGACGCCAAGGAAAUUCAGAAGCCAUUUGCCAUCUCUGUAUUUGAGGACUCUGUCUACUGGACAGACUGGAGCACUAACUCGAUCCGCUCCGUACACAAAGUGACUGGCCAGUCCCCUCGCACCCUCAACAUCGGCUCUUACUCUGUGAUGGACAUCAAGGUCUACCACCCUCUCAAGCAGAAUACUACUCAUCUGAAGACAUUCAAGACCCUGUGUGGCCAGUUGUCCUGUGAUGGCAUGUGUUUCCCAACACCCCGCAACACUAGCCAGCCAAUGGCAGUGGAAUGCAUCAAGAGCUGCAAUGAUGUAAACAAGACUCUGGCCAAGGAUUGCACCCAUGUGACCGCUGCCCCCGUGCCCCCCACCACGCCCCCCACUGCAAAACCGACAGUGGUGUCAACAACCCAGAAGCCAGGCUACUCUAUCAUAACCACCACCCAGGCACCUAAGAAUGAAUCAACAGAGUCGGCUAGUGGAAGUGGGGAUCAGUCAGCGCAGUCAAUGGGCCGCAUUACGAUCAUAGUUGCCGCUAUAGUGGCUUCACUGAUUAUUGUAGCUUUUCUUGUUGGCUUCGUGGUAUUCCGACGCUAUAAGGCAAACAACAAGAAGACCUUGAACUUUGACAACCCUGUAUAUAGAAGAACCACCUUAAACAAAGACGAAUCUUGUCAUAUAACACGAGAACCUGAGAUGGAAACACUCGCAGACCAUGAGGCAGUUUGAUUUGAUAGCAUUUAGAAACUGAACAAAUCUACGGUCCAUUGCUCAUUUAGUCGACACAUUCUUCAAGAUACUCCCAAAGAGACAGUCUAGAAACACCUCCAGCUAGAACAAUAACUUUGGUGGUCAUGUAGUUAUUGUGCUUGUGUUUUAUUUUCCAAUUCAUUGGGAGAUAAUGUUGUGAUAAUAUGAAGUCGGCCUAUUUCCACUUCACAAAAGUUCCAAACUGUGUAGAUUUCGGUUCAGUGGCCGACAAUAGCCAUCACACUGUUGUGUGAUGUCGCGAAAAGGACAAAAGACUAAUCACUGUGACCCUCAUUGAAGCUCUGGGUCAUUGUGAUGAUAGAUGACAUGAUGGACCCAUGUGUCUGUAUGAAUAUACAAGGACUUGGGAGGUUUGUGGUUAGAACUGGACAUCGCACAUUGCCUGGACAAUUUGCGGAUAAGUGUAGGCUGUUAUUGUUGUGUUAGAUGAACAUUCCUGUGGAGUUUCGUUUUCUCGUGCCAAGCAACUUGCAAAUAUUUGAAUCCAUGUGAUAGUCUCAUCGGCUCACCAUUCUUAUUUAUAUAGUGGUUCUGAUAUUGAAACCGUAAAGAUUUGCUCUAGACUUCUACUGACAAUACUGUUGUUUCUGUGUGCAAUCAUGUUAUUUUCUGUUUGUUUGCUUUAUAGAAGAAACAGAAAUCAGUUAAAAUGCACAUAAUCAGACAUUGCGCAAAGUUUUAGCAAGGUCUUUAUCACAAUACCGGUAUUAUUAAAUAUGUGCUGCUUGUGUUUGUGUAAUUUAUCAUAUGUAUUGUUAAACGAAAUGGUGAUAAUUAACUGCCAUUCCGUGUUGUUAUUCCCAAUUUGGGAACUUUGUGUGAGUGUUACCCAAAUGAAUGUUUGAAAAACAUCCUUGUUCUCAUAGUAUGGCUUUGUAGUUCAAAAAAGUAGCAGACUUAUGCCUAUGUUUUCUUGAAGUGAAAUUGACAACACCAGGUUGAAGUAAUUGCAAUGGGAUAUUGGUGCUUAUCACAUACAUAGCUUGGUCAUAGAAUUUAUUUAUAAUGUGUAGUAAGUGAUGGCUGUUGUGUGUUGCACUUAAGCAUAAUGCUGCCUGGAUCGUCUAAAAAUGUAUCUUCAUUUAUGUUGAUAAUUAUCAUUUGUUAUUUUGUUCGAGUCAUAAGAUAAUGGCCAUUUUCCAUGUAAAAACCCAAUCAAAUUGUUAUGAUUACAUGUAACUUGUUUACAAUAGGUCAAUUAUUAUACUUUGUAUUUGUCUUCAGUUUCUGAUGUAUGUUUGUCAGCUAUAAUUGAUUUUGUAAUUGACUACAUUCUACUUAUACUUGCUAUACUUAUAGAACUAUCAAUUGCUUGGUUGUGAAGUAAUAUUUCAUAAUGUAUCACAUAUUGAUAGUACUUUGUAUGAUGAUCUAUAUCAUUAACAUUUUGUUUCUGACAGCUGUGUUUAAAGGUCUGCAUAUAUUCACUCGCGUAUUAAUUAUAAUUUAUAUCUACAGCUUACCUAAGUCGAAUAGUUAUAAAAAUAUCAGAGAAUCUCUCUUUAUUAUACGUUGAAGAUUUAUUUUGUUUUCAUUACUUUUGUAUUUUUGUUACUUUACUCGCUAUCUUGUUUUUGUACAUAGUCUGUAAAUAGUGUACAUAAAAUGUCUUGUUACCAAAUCGACUACAAGUCUUCGUUUGUUUGAAAGCGCUAGAAAAUUUGACUGAAAGUUAUAUAUGCCGUGAAAAAGUGUACAUAGAUAUGGUGCAUAUAUGUAGAUAUGAAAAUAGUGCUUGGGAGUUUGCUGAUGUUAAUCAACUUGUCACAAGCCUAAAGGUCACAAAAUAAUAAUAAUAAAACGAUGGGCCUAAAAUAAAGUAAAUUCAGCUUCAACAUGUGGAUUAUAUUGUUAAAUCUGUUUUACUUUACUAAAGUCCAUUUUUGUGAUGUACAAGCUCACAGUGAUACUUUGGUCAUCGUCAGCAAAUAAAUUAUUUAUUGUUUUUAAAUGUGUAAGUGCGAAUGUUAUUAAAUGUCUAUGUGUUUUGAAAAUCAGUGCUACUUUUAAUAUGACCAUACAAUUAAAAUUGAACAAUGA
This is a messenger RNA of Dreissena polymorpha, 3434 nucleotides long. RefSeq names its product low-density lipoprotein receptor-related protein 8-like. The transcript has 7 exons. The coding region runs from base 48 to 1352 and encodes 434 amino acids. The record is from RefSeq and is a predicted model, not a curated record. Lineage: Eukaryota; Metazoa; Mollusca; Bivalvia; Myida; Dreissenidae.